Molecule: messenger RNA, 2746 nt
Organism: Limulus polyphemus (Atlantic horseshoe crab)
Lineage: Eukaryota; Metazoa; Arthropoda; Merostomata; Xiphosura; Limulidae
Product: iroquois-class homeodomain protein IRX-6-like
Exons: 6
Coding region: 616-2253 (545 amino acids)
Biological process (GO): neuron differentiation; cell development; regulation of transcription by RNA polymerase II
Cellular component (GO): nucleus
Molecular function (GO): DNA-binding transcription factor activity, RNA polymerase II-specific; RNA polymerase II cis-regulatory region sequence-specific DNA binding
Source: RefSeq, a predicted model, not a curated record
CCAGUGUAUACAAGAUUAUUGUGUCUAAAUGAUAUAUUUUAAACAGAAAUCUCGAAGCAAGUUUCUGAUAUAGGCAAGCUGUUUUUUUUCACUGAAAUUUUCUCAAAGCUUUCCUCUCUUAGUUAACUCAAGAAAACACAACCUAGUGACGCUGAAUGCCGUUUAACGUACGUUAGACCCCGAGAGUUCACAUUCUUCAUGCAUCUAAAUUAUAAUAUUUCUCUCUAUUCAACAAGAAAACACAUUUUGACUAGGCCUUUUUUCAUACUUUAAAUGUAAAUAUUGCAACAUAACACAAGUUUUUGGUAUGCUUGUGCAUAUAUAAUCAUUUAUAUCAAAACCACAUGCGAUACUAUUGUUCUGUAGCGUGACGAGAAUGCAAUGCACGUGACAGACAUGGCUCUAAAACGCCUUCAGGCGAGUGAGACGUAUCUGACAAGGUUUCUUUGUUGACGAUUGUUAGUAACCAACUAACCUUUGUACAACAGCCAUGUAAGCGAUAUUGUCAAAGCAAUAAAUGAAAUUCGUAACCUUCUGGGAAGAGUAAGAUCAAUUUCAUACACUAUUGAGAAGUUUCAUAGAAGCGUAGUAAAUAACCUCAUCUGAACCUAAAGUAUGGCCUACACACACUUUGGCUACUCCUACCAUUCAUCUUCAUCUCAGUUGUUAAUGGCAGGACAUCAUUCCGCUUCGAAUUCCUGUGACCCAUGCCAACCUGCUAUACUCGGGAACCCUCAUGCACCCUCACGAUCCAUCUGUCCCCUUCCUUCUUAUGAAACGCGUCUCUUGUCUAGCACGUACCCACAUCGUCUAGCAACAGGGAAUGUACCAAUGAACGGACUAUACCGAGCGACUUACCCAGACCAAGCCGGUUACAUGGCGGUGUUAGGGUCGAGUCCAACGGCUUUAUAUUCUUCACUGACUGGAUCGUAUGAUUUCAAAGAUAACAGAGGAACAUGGAGCUCUUUACCUCAAGCUGCUUCUUACUAUCCCUAUGAUCCGGCAGUAUUUGCAGCAUACGGGAAUUUCUCCGAAAGAUACGGGUCACCUUUGGAUGGUGUAAACAGAAGGAAAAAUGCGACUCGGGAAACUACAAACACUUUAAAAGCCUGGCUAUAUGAACAUAGGAAGAAUCCUUAUCCUACCAAAGGAGAAAAAAUUAUGCUGGCGAUAUUAACCAAAAUGACUUUAACACAAGUGUCCACGUGGUUUGCUAACGCUAGGAGACGCUUGAAGAAAGAGAGAAAAAUGACGUGGAAACCAAAAACCAAAACUGGUGACGACAGAACUGUGGAUUUGAAUGUGGAUGAAGUGCCAGCUAGUGACGACGAUACUUCUGAAAACGAGAAUGAAGAUGAUUCCUUUAAAGUUGACCACAAUGAUGCUAAAAAGUCGAGAGACAGUAUUCCUCUACCGGAAGUUCAGAGAAUCAACAAUCCUACUGGUGAUUUUCUUGAACCAAGAGAAGACUCGCGAAAUGAAGGCACAGUGGUCGACUGCGCUUUUAAUAAUUUACCUAAAAAUAUUUUAUGCGAAUCUUCUACGACAAAUUCGUUGUCGCAAAACGCAAAAGGUAGGGCCUUGGAAUCCAUGAACUUAUCAGUGAAAAUUUCAUCCUUCGAUCCUUCCUCAGAGAAAUUAGAUGUGCUAUCAUCUACUCAUUCGACUUCUUCGAGCCAAGAACCCAGUGACACUCGUCCUAAAAUUUGGUCCUUGGCCCAGACUGCAAUAUCAGACGACUCACUACAUCCUCAACGAUCAACAGCGGAAUUCCAUUCCUCUUGCACUGCUAGUCUUUCAAGAUCUCUAGCCCACCAUGAUCCUCAAAAUCCCGCCGAUACCGAGAGUAUCACAGAUAAGUCUCUUAGAUCAUUUCCUUUAUCGCAAAGGAAACUCCAAAACACGAAGGACGAAAUAUGUGGUAAUGAAUUACCCCAUACUACAGUAAAAAGAAUAAAUAAUACAAAUGUAACUUUUACAUCUACGGGGAUUACUUCAACUGCAGCUUCCCAACCACUACCUUUCGGAGAGGGCACCCUGACACCCCAAAUGACUUUGACACACCCUGUUGGUUCAUGCUCAGACGGUUUUAGACAAGCUGUGUUCGUCAACGAAUCUUCUUCGUCACACGAAAUAGCAACUUUACCAGAUAGCGUAUGUGGUUUAACUGGACUAUACGGAUGCAAUUCGCAUUUGCAUUAUUCAUCACAAAGUUUUCCCACUUCUUCUAUGUAUCUGAGCUAUAAAAACUGAAAACAAAAUUAGAUAAUUGACACAAAGUGACACAAUCCAGUAAAGGGUGACAAACACAAAAUCCAGUACUUUCUACAAAUUAUGUGGGAAUUUGCUGUAUAGCAAAAAAAAUGAUUUUUUUGUCAACGCCUCCUCAAGCAGUGUUUAGUAGCAAACGUUUAAGUCUGUGAUUCAUAUAUGAUUAAAAUCAAACAUUUGUUCAUCAUUACGAAGUUUCAUACCAAAGACUACUUUCCAAGAAGAAAUACCUAGACUAUCUGUUGUAAUUCUGGAAGAGUGGGAUUUCUUCACAGUUUGCAUCCGAAAUAAAACGUGCAACCCACUGGUUAUUGCACUCUGAAAUCAAAGUGGCGCAAAUUGAAAACGAUUUACAAUGACGUUUUUGUCCUACUGCGAUUCAACAAGUAGCGAUACCAAUGACACGUGUCUGAGUUAAAAAAAUAUAGUUCCUUAUCACUGGCUCCUUUUUAAAAUAUAAACAUCAUAGGUUAUA